Molecule: messenger RNA, 1076 nt
Organism: Maniola jurtina (meadow brown)
Lineage: Eukaryota; Metazoa; Arthropoda; Insecta; Lepidoptera; Nymphalidae
Gene: slp1
Product: fork head domain transcription factor slp2
Exons: 2
Coding region: 36-740 (234 amino acids)
Biological process (GO): regulation of transcription by RNA polymerase II
Cellular component (GO): nucleus
Molecular function (GO): sequence-specific double-stranded DNA binding; DNA-binding transcription factor activity
Source: RefSeq, a predicted model, not a curated record
CUUAGUUCGGAGCGAGCGGCUCGCGAUGCCGCACUAUGAGUCCUCCGAGUUUCGCGAUCCGAGACUUGCUCCCCGAGGCCUCGUCGCGGUCGCCCUCGCCCUCCGACACGGAGCUGGACGUCACCGGCACGGAGACCCCUCCGCCCGGCUCCUCCACCACACCAGAUGAAAAGAAAAACGAGAAACCCGCCUACAGCUACAACGCUUUAAUCAUGAUGGCGAUACGAAGCAGCCCUGAAAAACGACUCACACUGAACGGUAUCUACGAGUACAUCAUGAAGAACUUCCCCUACUACAAGGAGAAUAAACAGGGCUGGCAGAAUUCUAUACGUCACAACUUGAGUUUGAACAAAUGCUUUGUAAAAGUCCCGAGGCAUUAUGACGACCCGGGAAAAGGAAAUUACUGGAUGUUAGAUCCGUCUUCGGAUGACGUUUUCAUCGGCGGAACGACGGGGAAGUUGCGACGACGGUCCACAGCUGCUUCCAGAUCUCGUUUGGCGGCUUUUAAAAGAGGGGCGAUUCUGCAUCCGAUGUUUGGAAACCCAUACGCAUCCUUAGUCGGCCUAUACCCUCCUUUAUUAUCUGUGUACGGAAGAUAUGCCUUGCCGAGUCCCUUACUAAGGUUGCCGCCGCCUCCUCCUAACCCUUAUCAUCAGUUGUACAGGAGGAUACACGGGCUGUCUCCGCCGGUAAGUCCACCGGAACAGGACCCAGAUUCACACAUGGUGAAGCACAGUUGAUCGAAUUUGAUGUCUUGUGAAAUGUGAAUCUUCAACGAAAUAUCCUAGCGAUAUAUUGGUCUGAAGAUUUUAACCAAUAGAGGGAGAGUAUCAGUCUAUGGAUAGAUGUAAAGCAUCGAUUGCAUCAUAGUUCGGUGCUGGGGUGCAGUAGUGGUGUUGAACAAUGAAGUUUCGAAGUGACUGUGAUAGGAUGAGCGUGUGUAUAAAAUAAUCGUUUGUAUUUUGUAAAAAGUGGUACUUCUAUUUAUUUAUUGACGUAAGAUUCUAUUUAAUGAAAUUAAUUUAAUGUUAAGAGGCUAGAAAGUUAUAUCGGACGCAAUAAAAUAUGUCUCCAAA